AUGAUUGGUAAAGUCUUCAUCUUUUGUUUGCAACCAUCAAUCUGUACCCCUUACUGGCCACCCUCGAAGCAAUAUCUAUCACUUGAACAGAUCAUUGCAAAAAUACCCUUCUUUGGCUAUCAGGCCCAACUUGCCAAUGGCGGAUUAGAAGACAUCAUCCAGUCCAAGGAGGAAAUUCGUCAAUUUUUAAACGCCAUGUAUGGCGGAAGGACAACAGAUGGCAAACCAGCAAUAAGCAUGGAAAAAGGAGUACUGCUUGAGAAACUGCCUGGCGUUCAGCCAACCCCUCUACUCAGUGAUGAAGUAAGCAUCCCACGCUUUCCUCCUCAGAAGGUAUUUUUCAAGAUCUAA
Messenger RNA from Trichophyton benhamiae CBS 112371, 351 nucleotides. Its product is annotated as epoxide hydrolase, putative. NCBI's taxonomy places the organism in Eukaryota, Fungi, Ascomycota, Eurotiomycetes, Onygenales, Arthrodermataceae. The transcript is spliced from 2 exons. The coding region runs from base 1 to 351 and encodes 116 amino acids. The record is from RefSeq and is a predicted model, not a curated record.